CAGCCUCGCCCAAUCACUCCAUGUAUGGGCCCGAAACUAUUUACAGCGCUAGUGACGUAAUGUCACCCCCACUACCAGGCACCUUCCGCGUGACGUCACGAGACUCGAGCCUGCUUCUCUCUGAUCGCUACUUCGUUUGUUUCUCGAGUGACUCAUUGUGCCCCUUCCUACAAGCAAGGCAGCAUCAGAACUCAAUGGAAACACAAUUGCGGGUCAAGCCUAUCUGGAAAUGCUGCAGAAAUGGCUCUUUCCACAACUUGAUGAAGAUUCUGAUGACUUCAUUUUUCAGCAAGACGGAGCACCGCCACGUUGGCACUUGCAGCAAUCUUUGGAGGAACGUAAUCAACCAGAUGAAUCACAUGGAGCAGAGCGACUUGGAACAAGCUGGAAUUAAAAGACACAAAUGCAUCCAGUGUCCAUACAGCACGGAUCAGAUGAGCAACUUGAAGAAUCAUUACAGAACUCACACUGGAGAAAAGCCCUUCAAGUGCACUGUGUGUGGGAAGGCAUUUGCGCAAUCGCCAUAUCUUAAAAUACACCAGAGAACACACACAGGCGAGAAGCCCUUCAAGUGCGCUGUGUGUGGGAAGACAUUCACAUGGUUAUCGAAUCUUGACAGUCAUCAGAAAACGCACACUGGUGAGAAGCCCUUCAAGUGCACUGUGUGUGGGAAGACAUUUACAUGGUUAUCGAAUCUUAACAGCCAUCAGAAAACACACACUGGUGAGAAGCCCUUCAAGUGCACUGUGUGUGGGAAGACAUUUACACAGUCAUCACACCUUGACAGCCAUCAGAAAAUACACACUGGUGAGAAGCCCUUCAAUUGCACUGUGUGUGGGAAGGCAUUUACACGGUCAUCACACCUUGACAGCCAUCUGAAAACACACACUGGUGAAAAACCCUUCAAAUGCACUGUGUGUGAGAAGGCAUUUAAAGAAUCAGGAUGUCUUCAUAUUCACCAGAGAACACACACAGGUGAGAAACCCUUCAAGUGCACUGUGUGUGGGAAGGCAUUUUCACGGUCAUCAUAUCUAAACAGCCAUCGGACAACACACACUGGUGAGAAGCCCUUCAAGUGCACUGUGUGUGGGAAGUCAUUUACACGGUCAGGAACUCUUCAGGAUCAUCAGAGAACACACACAGGCGAGAAGCCCUUUGUGUGCACUGUGUGUGAGAAGGCAUUUAAAGAUUCCGGAUCUCUUCGUAUUCAUCAGAGAACACACACAGGAGAGAAGCCCUUCAAGUGCACUGUGUGUGGAAAGGCUUUUUCAUGGUUAUCAAAUCUUGACAGACAUCAGAAAACACAUACUGGUGAAAAGCCCUUCAAAUGCACUGUGUGUGAGAAGGCAUUUAAAGAUUCAGGAUCUCUUCGUAUUCAUCACAGAAAACACACAGGCGAGAAGCCUUUCAAGUGCACUGUUUGUGAUAAAGCAUUUGCAGAGUCAGGAACUUUUCAGAAACAUCAGAUUAUACAUUCGGGCGAGAAGCCCUUCAAGUGCACUGUGUGUGGGAAGGCAUUUGCACGGUCACAAGCCCGAAAGGCGCAUGAGAAGAUCCACAAGGAGACGGUAGAAUUAAGAAGUGAAAGACAAAGUGCUACAUUGAGGACAUCUCGUAUAGAACAAGAACCAGAAGCAAACCCCAGUUUUGAAACAUGGCCAGGUGUGAAGGUGGAAUUUGAAGAAGCUAAGGUGGAAUGUGAAAAAGUAAAGAUAGAAUGUGAAGAAGUGAAGGUGAAAUUUGAAGAUGAAGAUUCGACUCUAGGACCUGACCUCCAGGUGGAUGGAGGCAACGUGAAACAGGAGAAGCAUUCAGACUCUGAGGGAGAGCGAGGGAACCUCCAUGAGUUUGUGGAGGAAUUGUGGGUGAAGAUUUUGGACCGAGCAAAGUAGGAGGCACAUGUGAAGCAGAUUCUGUGGAGUUCUGUAACAAGGAACGUAAUAGAAAGAAUAUCCAAAGCGUUCGCCUUAUUCACAGGCUUCUCUCAUUACAAGGUUGCAUGCAGCUGUAGGCAUCAUCCAGCCAGAGAUGAGUUUUCAUUUAAUGUAGUUGCUCCAGAGUUUUAUAACCACCUAAGAAGUUUCAUAUCUUAAAAUACACCAGAGGACACACACAGGCGGAGAAGCCCUUCAAGUGCGCUGUGUGGGAAUACAUUCACAUGGUUAUCGAAUCUUAACAGCCAUCAGAAAACACACACUGGUGAAAAACUCUUCAAAUGCACUGUGUGAGAAGGCAUUUAAAGAAUGAGAAUCUCUUCAUAUUCACCAGAGAACACACACAGGUGAGAAGCCCUUUAAGUGCACUGUGUGUGGGAAGGCAUUUUCACGAUCAUCAUAUCUAAAGAGCCAUCGGACAACACACACUGGUGAGAAGCCCUUCUAGUGCACCUUGUCCUCAUUGACUCUAGGGCCCGACCUCCAGGUGGAUGGUGGCAGCUUGAAGCAGGUGAAUUCGAGCUCUUGACGGGGAGGGUGAGGCGAUCCUUUGAGUUUGUGGAGGUGUGGGUGGAAUUUAUGGACAAUGUAAAUACGAGGGAUCAGCACGUGUGAAAUGGAGUCUGGUAAAAUGUGAAACUCGGAAGGUGAGAGAGAAUCUCCACAGUGUUCAUUUUAUUCACAGGCUUCUCUCACUACAAGAUUGCAUGCAGCUGUAGGCAUCAUCCAGCUCGAGAUGAGCUUUCAGUACUUAUAUUAUUGCCGUGCAGUUGUGAAAUAUUGUUGAUUUGAAAAGUAGUAGGGGUGCCUUUCUUGAUAAUUAGCAUUACAAAUUGUUGGUUAUGUAUAAAGCGUGUUUGAGUAUAUAUGAACCUUAUGGCAGGACCCCAGGAUCCCAAAUAAACGGAAGUAAAAUCGUAAUUAUUUUAUUGGCGACUCCGUUCCUCCGUGCACACACGCUUCAACCCAUCUGGCGCGGAUCAUUCUGUUAUGUCACCCAAGCGCAGUGAGGACGAAUGCGCAGAAGAAACAAAGCUUUGAAACUUUGAUUGGCGCAUCGUGUAAAGCUCGUCGAGAGGAAUAGAUUGCCGUAUGGUUCGCCUUCAACAGACAUAAAAGGACGUCGCAACGCAGUUUAUGCGAGAGCCCCCAGGGUCCCACCAUAAGGUUCAUACAGUAUUAAGCUUUGGAUAGUGCAGCGUAAGCAAAAAUUGCAUUAAGCGAAAACAUUUUCCCUAUAAGUAGUAAGGAUAACGUUUGGCAAUAUACGUGGUACUACGCACACCACACAUGGUGGGACAAAUAACUGAGGGUACUCUGCCACUGCGUUACUGUAUUAUUCUGCAUUACUGUAUCACUACCGCUCGGCUGCGCAGCUUAAGAAAGUAGUUUGUUGUCCACUGCUCAGAAACUACAUUGCAACAGUGCGCAUUCCGUGUUGUGCAAAAGUGGUCCCGAAUGGAAGAACCACGUGCUUGUAAAAACAAGUUGUUUGAACACCACACGCUAAGCGAGGAUUUUCUGAAUUAUGAAAAUGGCUUCCCCGUGUAGCUGUACCUUUCGGUUUGCUGUUAUUAAAAUGAUUUUAGCUGCAU
This is a messenger RNA of Petromyzon marinus (sea lamprey), 3529 nucleotides long. RefSeq lists its product as uncharacterized. The record is from RefSeq and is a predicted model, not a curated record. Lineage: Eukaryota; Metazoa; Chordata; Hyperoartia; Petromyzontiformes; Petromyzontidae. Gene Ontology annotation, biological process: regulation of transcription by RNA polymerase II. Gene Ontology annotation, cellular component: nucleus. Gene Ontology annotation, molecular function: DNA-binding transcription factor activity, RNA polymerase II-specific; RNA polymerase II cis-regulatory region sequence-specific DNA binding.